Messenger RNA from Colletotrichum karsti, 936 nucleotides. RefSeq names its product NifU-like protein. Gene Ontology annotation, biological process: iron-sulfur cluster assembly. Gene Ontology annotation, molecular function: iron-sulfur cluster binding; iron ion binding. NCBI's taxonomy places the organism in Eukaryota, Fungi, Ascomycota, Sordariomycetes, Glomerellales, Glomerellaceae. The transcript is spliced from 2 exons. Bases 1 to 936 code for a protein of 311 amino acids. Gene Ontology annotation, cellular component: mitochondrion. The record is from RefSeq and is a predicted model, not a curated record.
AUGUCUUCCUACAGAGCGACGAGGACAGCCCUCCGCGCUGUCGUGCGCUCCACGAAACCCCUCAGACCCGCGCCCGCCCAACAAUCGAGGCAUUUCGCGAGCCACCACCCGUCCUCCGGCCUGCCCGCAGCUGCCUCAUCCGGCCUCCUCCAGCAGACUCGCCUGCCCCGCAGCCAGACACAGCAGCGGCAACAAAGACCAUCGCCGUUCGCCGGGCGGCAGGGGGCGGUCCGCACCAUCUUCAUCCAGACGGAGUCGACGCCGAACCCGGACGCCAUCAAGUUCCUGCCGAACCACCGCAUCCUCCCCGAGACCAUUUCGAGCCCCUUCAUCGAGUACAUGAACCCGCGCUCGACCAUCGCGCCGCCGUACCCCUCGCCGCUGGCCGCCCAGCUGAUGAACAUUGACGGCGUCAAGUCCGUCUUCUACGGCGCCGACUUCAUCACGGUGACCAAGGCCGCCGACGCCAACUGGGCGCACAUCCGCCCCGAGAUAUUCGCCCUCAUCACCGAGGCCAUCACCUCCGGUCAGACGAUCGUCAACGUGGCGGAGAAGAAAGAGGGCGCCGCGGCGGACGAGGCCGAGGAGGAGGACAGUCUCGCCUACGACGAGAACGACAGCGAGGUGGUCGGUAUGAUCAAGGAGCUGCUCGAGACGAGGAUAAGACCCGCCAUUCAGGAGGACGGUGGCGACAUCGACUUCCGUGGGUUCACCGACGAGGGUGUCGUCUUGUUGAAGCUCCGCGGAGCAUGCCGAACCUGCGACUCCAGUACCGCGACGUUGAAGAACGGCAUCGAGAGCAUGUUGAUGCAUUAUAUUGAGGAAGUCAAGGGUGUUCAGCAGAUCAUGGACGAGGAAGAAGAAAUCGCCUUGAAGGAAUUCGCCAAGUUCGAAGAGAAGCUGAAGGCUCAGAAGGGCGUCGAGGCAAUUGCUUAA